Molecule: messenger RNA, 3952 nt
Organism: Boeremia exigua
Lineage: Eukaryota; Fungi; Ascomycota; Dothideomycetes; Pleosporales; Didymellaceae
Exons: 1
Coding region: 236-3766 (1176 amino acids)
Biological process (GO): negative regulation of transcription by RNA polymerase II
Cellular component (GO): nucleus
Molecular function (GO): RNA polymerase II transcription regulatory region sequence-specific DNA binding; zinc ion binding; DNA-binding transcription factor activity, RNA polymerase II-specific
Source: RefSeq, a predicted model, not a curated record
CCUUCACUGCGAGCCCUUCUUUCCUGAACGAGCACCGCACUGCACGCCACCUGCGCGUCUCUUUCCCACGUUCACCAGGCCGCACAAAAAACCGAGCCUGCACUUUUCUUUGGCCUCUUCUUUGACCUCGCCUUUGGCCUUUUCUUUGGCUCUGCGUAGCCCGCCGUCGCCAUCGCCACUACCAGGCGUCAUUCUACACUCCGAAAGGGAAGCAGUGCCCACCUCGCAGUCCAGCAUGGCGUCCAUUGCAGCCACACCAGCGCCCGUAAGCACCGCUGAGGGACCGGACGGCGCCUCACGGGGCAGGAGAACGCGCAAUCGCACGCGCAAUCGCGCACAAGCUGCGGCCUUGGAACCGCACGACCAGGCACAGCCCAGCGGGGAGCCACAGUCACAGAGAGGCGGAAGGAGUGGCCGGGGCCGAGGCCGCGGUCGGGGAGGGCCCUCUCUGGUGCCUUCACAGGUCCUCCAGUCCAUGCCUAGCGAGUCCGUGGGUUCUGCGCCUACACCGGCAAGAAGGGGACCCCGGGGCAGAGGUGGGCCGGGAAGAGGUGGCGCGCAGAGGUUCCCUCAGCGCACCGCUGCCGGUGGUCGCCAGUUUGGCGGUCAGUUGACCGCGGAAGACGACGCUGACUCUGCAGUGUCUGCAAGCUUGCAAGCAGAUGCCCCCGAGUUCGAACCAGGGAGACCACUGGUUGGCCGCAAGCCACGAGCGCCAAAAGACAAACAACCCCAACUACCAAAGUCGACCGCAGCAGACAUCGCCACGAGAACGCACCAAGACAUCGACAAUGGCCACUACGAAUGCGCUAUCUGCACCGAAAACAUCAAGCGACGCUCAAAGGGUGUGUGGUCGUGUCGGACAUGUUGGACAGUCUUUCAUCUGGGGUGUAUAAAGAAAUGGUCGACCAACGAGGGCUCAGCCGCUGCUCGUCAGCAGGCUCAGGACGGCGAAGCACCACCACCGCGGCAGUGGCGCUGCCCCGGCUGCAAUCUACCCAAAGAUGUCCUCCCGAAGAACUUUUCGUGUUGGUGCGAGAAAGAGCUCGACCCAAGACCGGUUACAGGCCUACCACCAUUCUCUUGCGGACAGACCUGUUCACGACCCAGAAUCCUACCGAAGAAAUGCCCCCACCCAUGUGGCAUGACCUGCCACGCUGGCCCUUGCCCACCUUGCUCCUUGAUGGGUCCUACACAGCACUGCUUCUGUGGCACCAAGUCUAUUACUCGCCGCUGUGUUGACACAGACUAUGAGCACGGCUGGAGCUGUGGUGAGAGCUGUGGCGAGCUGAUGGCUUGUGGAGAGCACCGCUGUAAUCGUCCCUGCCACGAAGGUCCCUGCGGAGCUUGUCAUGUUCGCGUGCCUGCACGUUGCUACUGCGGUCAGGUGCAGAAGGACGUCAUGUGCUGUGAUCAAGAGGAAGCGAAGCACAGCCGGCAGCGUCAUACUGCGGCGGACGGUGCUAGCACGGUUGAAGAGUGGACUGGGUUGUUCGGGUGCCCUAGCACCUGCGGUCGUCUUUUCGAUUGUGGAAAACAUGCUUGUGAGCAGACGUGCCAUCGACAGAACGCUGAUUCCGCCCACUGUCCGCAAUCCCCCGAUAUUGUCACACACUGUCCCUGCGGCAAGACCCGUUUGACAGAGAUCUCGAACGUUCGUCGAGAGUCCUGCGAGGAUCCAGUACCGAACUGCCUGAAACCAUGCAACAAUACUCUUGAUUGCGGCCACAAGUGUAAGCAACCGUGCCAUCAAGGCGAAUGUAGGCCCUGUAUGGAGACUAUCACCAUCGCAUGUAGAUGUGGGCGCAACACCUUUUCCACAAUAUGUCACCAGGGGACCGAAGAAGCACCACAGUGCAUGCGAAUAUGCCGUGUUGCACUCAAUUGCGGACGGCAUGAAUGUGGCGAGCACUGCUGCUCCGGCGAGCGUAGAGCAGCCGAGCGACAGGCAAAUCGAAGGAAGCCACGUCCUCUAGACUCAGCAGCCCAACGGCCAGGCGACAAUUUCGAAGCGGAGCAUAUUUGUACGCGAUCCUGCGGUCGCCAGCUGAAAUGCGGUAACCCAGAACAUCGCUGCCAAGAACUUUGCCACAAAGGUCCUUGCGGCACUUGUCGGGACGCAAUUUUUGACGAGAUUAGUUGCAAUUGUGGACGCACUGUGCUGCAGCCUCCGCUUCCCUGUGGAACUCGCCCUCCCCUGUGCCGCUUCUCAUGCGAGCGACCGAAGAGUUGUGGCCACCCACAAGUUGGCCACACGUGUCAUGGUGAUGAAGAGGAUUGUCCUAAAUGCCCCUACUUGACGACCAAAUCUUGCAUGUGUGGCAAGAACGUCAUCAAGAACCAGCCUUGCUGGCUCAACGAAGUUCGCUGUGGCGAGGUUUGUGGACGCACUUUGAAGUGUGGUAUCCACAAGUGCCAGAAGCAAUGCCAUCGCGGCGGCGAGUGCGAAGAGCCCUGCAAGCAGACCUGUGGAAAGGAACUCGGCGUCUGUGGCCACCCUGACAUGGCGCCCUGUCAUUUCCCGCAGCCUUGCAAGGAAGACAAGCCAUGUCAACACAAGAUCAUAAUCACUUGUGAAUGCCAGAGAAUCAAGCAAGAGACAAAGUGCAAUGCUUCGAAGUCUGGCGCAGGCAACCACACCAAGUCUUUGAAGUGUGAUGAAGAAUGCGCACGUCUCGAGCGCAAUCGCAAGCUUGCAUUGGCACUUAAUGUCGAUCCAGCACAUGAGACGGAUCAUGUUCCCUAUUCUGAUAUCACACUGAACCACUACAUGGAACACUCGACCUGGGCAGCUACUCACGAGAAGCGACUGAGACUAUUCGCUGCGGAUGAGGACGAGAGGCGACUCAGAUUCAACCCCAUGUCAAAACAUCAACGUAAAUUCAUCCACUAUCUUGCGGAGGACUUCGGCUUUGAUACAGAGAGCAUGGAUCCCGAACCUCAUCGCCAUGUUGCGGUCUUCAAAACGCCAAAGUUUGUUAUGGCUCCGAUGAAGACCCUUGCGGAAUGUGCAAGAUCGCGCCAGGUCCAGCGCCCCAUAUCCGCAGCACCAGCAGCCGCUCCACUUCGACCGAAACCAAGCAAUACUACCGGGGAUCCUUACAACUCUUUCCUGAUCUUGAACCCACGUUUUGCUCUCACGAUCGAAGAAGUCAGCAUGUGCGUCAAGAACGUCCUUCCUCAGACGAACUUCCCCCUUGAAUUCGAGAUCAGCUUCCUACCAAGUGAGGCCGUUGCACUCAAACCACCUCUAGCUGCUCGCCUGAAUAUUCCUGAGCGUGAAAUCCAGACGAUGCUGGAGUCUGUGAAGACUCCCUUGACGCAGGCACUCGCUACGCACAAGGUUGGUUCUUUGCAACUGGCUCGCACGGAUGCUUCACUCAAUAUAUUACGCAAGGAGUCAGAUAUUGGUCCAGGCUCAGGUUGGAGUCAAGUCGCAGCAUCAAGAGGGAUCCCAUCGCGCCAAGUACAGAAGAGCACGCCCUUCGGAAACAAGGGUGGUUUUGCUGUGUUGAGUCUAAGCAGUAAGAAGAAGAAGGACAAUCCGCUUCCUGUAGUAGACGACUGGGAGGCAGCCGAGGAAGAGGAAGAGGAAAAAGAAGAGAAGGGCAAGGCCAGUGGUGCCAACAGCGGAACAAUCAGCGAGGAUGAUGGCGGACCUUCGCGUCCGAGAAGCAGGGGUCUCGCCAAGGCGUCCGCUGACGAACCACUCAUAUCCACCAAGCCUGGUGAGCUGUUGGGACGUUGGUCUGAUUUGGAUGAAUAGUAUACACUGCCUGUUCAGCGUCGACGUGAGAUAUAGCCCACGGGUAUAGCAGUUUAAAGAAUCCAUGUGACACGCUCGCCCAAUCAAUACCCAAUCUCGGACAUGGUGACAUCCUCCACGAAAUGCUUCUCCCGAUAGCCCUUUGUCCACCAUAGAUACCACGGAACGACGUUCAUCUUGAUCCGA